Messenger RNA from Cloeon dipterum, 4918 nucleotides. It is a transcript of the gene Teh1, whose product is annotated as tipE homolog 1. Lineage: Eukaryota; Metazoa; Arthropoda; Insecta; Ephemeroptera; Baetidae. The record is from RefSeq and is a predicted model, not a curated record. The coding region runs from base 204 to 992 and encodes 262 amino acids. Gene Ontology annotation, biological process: regulation of sodium ion transport. Gene Ontology annotation, cellular component: plasma membrane. The transcript has 5 exons. Gene Ontology annotation, molecular function: sodium channel regulator activity.
GGCAGACAGACCGGCCCGACGGCUUAGUCGAGGACGGGUCUCGCCAGCCCGCGCAGCCCCCAGGCCAUGCCCCGCCAUUCGCCACCCCCGCUCUGGCUGCCCCCAAUGUGCAUGCCGCGUUGACCACCCCGUCAACUUAUUCUUUAGGGCAUGGUGACACUGACCUGUACUUUUCAUCGCAGAAGGAUGCACCGGCGCGAAUAAUGCACGGAAGCAGUUCAGAGCUACUGCUUGAUCGGGCCCGCAAAGCCCCCGAGGCGCUGCCGCCGCCCCCGGGGGCGGGUCACGUCUGCCUGAAGCGGCUCAAGUUUUACGUGACCUCGGCCCUGGCCAUGACUGUGAGCGGCGGAUUCGCGGCGCUCUUGUUUCUGGUGCCGCUGUACGUCGACCCCGCCGUCUCCACACUCAUGUCAGACUUCGACCCUGAGCCAGUCACCUGCGAGACCUCGCAGGUCGAGUACCUGGCUGGCAUCGGCAACUGCUCGUGGAGCUCGUGUCGCGAGGGCUGCACGUCGGACCUCUACAGGUGCACCCACGUCUCCGUCUUCUACACCCCGAACCAAAAUCACAGUGACCAACUUAGGGUGGAAGCCACCCUGCUGGUGAACAUCAAAGGCUGUGGCUACCCGCCCGAAGUGCAGUGCUCACGGUUCUGGGAUCUAUACGCCAGGGAAGGUGCCAAGUUUGAUUGCCACUACUCGCGCAGGAACGCGUCACUAGUGAUGCCCAGUUACAACCGCGAGGAGCACGUGGACACUAUCCUCCAUUACUUCCUAGUGCCGUUCGCAGUGACCACGGUGGCCUCGAUCGGCCUGUGUGUGCUCCACUGCGACUGCCGUUGCUCUAGAAAAAGCACCGCACCUAAUAAGAGGCCUCGCAAUAAGCUUGUUUCAAAUCCAAGUGACAUAACGAUAUCGCGGGUGGAGACGAUCACUCCUCGGGGUGACGACGACGAAGAGCUGACAAUAUCGAGUUCGAUCAGGCCGCUCUGACAAAGGGACGACACCAUGGACAGUCACCUGGCUCGCUCAACGUGCAGCAGCGAACUCUGAGCUGCCUUUGUCACAUGGUGUUUGACAGUUGCUGUGAGUUGAACUCGUUCUUAGGUGCUAUUUCGAGAAAUUUUGAAAGAGAUGAAGCGGCGCUCGGAUGCCGAAAUUUGCCUUAUUCCUUGAAAAGCGUGCGAGAUUUUUAAAAAAGUAAAGCCGUGAACGAUUUGUGAGCAACAUCGCUGAUUGUAAAAUACAUACACACAUAUAUAUACAAACGGUAAGUCUUGAGUAAAAACUGAAAAUUAUUCUAUGAGCAUGUUAGCGUAGAGUAAUUCAGAGUAGAGUGCUUCCGGCGUAGGCUUAGACAUUUUUUCUAUAGCAUUCACUGAUCAUUGCAAUGCUUUCUGUAUACACGUUGUUCUUCAGUAGACUCGUGAAAAUAUAUUUAGAUAGAGAAUAUUAUCAUUAUAAAUAGGUUGCAUAAAACGCUUGAGGACAAUAUAAAAUUUAAUUAGGCGCAUUGAUAAAUACUUUGCACUCUCUUUAAUAAACAUCUCUGAUUUGUACUGCUUUUAGUUUUUUAAUGUUGCUUCAGUAAAAACGCAUUCGCAUUUGUGCGAAUGGUAAUUAAUGCACUAUUUCAAAACAAUUUGGGUUGUAUCGCCUUAGAGAUUUGAGUCUUUCUUGAAAAACUUUUCACUAAGUGCAAUAACGGAAUGGAAAACACACAUACAAGCAAAAAUCAGCCGCGAUUUGUGUGAUUGCUGUGUUUGACAAACGCGAGAAUUGUUGCUAGGAUGUAAUAAACUGAAAUGCUCACUCGCUGUUGAAAAUAUGAUAAUGCGUUAGACAGGUAAUUAUUAGAACUGUUUAUCAUAUGAAUGGUAACUCAAUGUAAUCGUCUAUGACGCUGUUUGUAUAAUGAACUGGAAUAUUUACACACCCACCAUAAAUGAAUGGAAAAACAAAACUGCAGCCACUCGCAUUUGCAUAACAAUUAUAUCAUCACCAUUUCCAUUGAAAACACCUUUUGGCCAACUGCCCUACUAAAUCGGAAAAGUAUGCAAAUGCUGAAAGGGCUGGGGUGUGCCGUGAAAUACACGAACGGCGCAUUUUGUCCAUGGACGUGGGUCGCGGUCAUUAUUCGCUCGCGAAUAUUUUUACGCGCCGCUUUUCCAUCGACCAUGGGAGGAAUAAAAUUCGUCGUUUUAGCUUUCGUGUGUGUAUCAUCAUGUCCAACUCGCAAGGGACAAUGAGAAACAACAAGCUGGACAAUAUUUAGAUCACAAAGCAUAGUUAACUGGCCACAGUCAACUCGAAUAUUCUGCAUGUUGAAUAGUUUAAUUUUUAUUUUCGUGCUCGUGCUGUGUUUUAUCUGCAGCUUGUGCUGCGCUAACAGACUAAUUUAUGACCUUUUGGUAACGGAGUCUCUUAUUCUGAUUCGAUUUCAUGUUCUUGUCUGAUUUUUCACUGCUUUAUCUGCCUAUAAAGGAGACUGUUGAAUACCUCUUUUCGUUCGACAAAAUCGAAAUGAUUAUCUUUUUGCUAAGAAGAGAUAUUUCAAAAGUUUAAUAUUUGUUUUAAAAUUUUUAAUUGGACUGUAAUAUUUCAGUCAUGAACAAUCAACUAAACAUGAAUUAGAAACAAUUUGAUCUCGUUAUUAGUUUUUUAAAUUAUUUGUAAUUAAUGGUGGCAAUAAAAAAUAUUGCAGUCAUUAAACUAAAUAAAAACAGUUUUCUACAAUUCUUGCUCAAUUUAGUAUAUAUUUUCUGCGAUGAAUUCAUUUAAAUUUUGCUUUCCAGUAAUUUAGAAUAAAUAAAUAUUUCACUUCUGGAUUUUUAAAACUAUAAAUAUUCACCUCCUGGAAAAUUUGAAGCGGAGUUUCCAUUAUAGAAGCAGCAUUGUUCGGCAAAACCCUUUUACCCUCAACACCGACACCCAACAAAUCUUGCGGAUUCAGCAGCAGAGAGUGUGGUGUCUGGAAAUUGGUGCGGCUCGGCCUCGAGUCGCAUUGGUUUCGCGACAAUUUCGAGGUUGCUGUGGCCAGCUGGGGGCGGAACGUGGGCAAGGGCAUACACUCGGACAUAGCUUCAAACAAACAAAACUCACACGCGUUGCAUGUGUAUGUAUGUAUUCAUGUGCCUGAGUGAGAGGGCGAACCGCCGUGGGUCUGUCGGAUGCAUUAAUUAUGCAGCCGUCGAGUUAGCGGUGGGCAAGCCAUGUACUUUUGUCGAGCACAAGCAGCAUCCGUGCCCCGUUGCCUUGGCCGCCUUUGGUGGUCGUUGCUGAGCCAUCUCGCCUGCUAAAUUGCAUUUUCGCGCACGCCGCAAACUCAGUUUCAAUCUCUCUCCCUCACUCGCCACCUUCCCAAUGCAGUUAACCCGAAUUAACGCUGUGAUCCGGCACGCUCGGCUAAUUGUUCAACGACAGCGUUAAUCGCGGAAUAAUGCAUGUCAAUCUGAUUUCAGUUUUACAGGGUAUUUUAGAAGAUGACAAUGCAUUUUUUAAAUUAGCUAUUGUAAAAAAAACCUCCAUGGAAAAUAAAUUCCACAUUAAAAAUUUCCUGGAGAUAAAGUUUUUUUAAUUCAAGCUAGUUUAGAAAUAACAUCGUUUAAAACAGAAGUGAGAUUUAAUUAACAGAGAGCAUAAUGAAUGAUAUCUAAUGACUCGAAAUAUUAUCGUCAAUUUAAAACUCAGUGAAGUUAUCAGUACACUGGCACUUCCUCAGCUAUAUUUCUUUUAAAUAUUAAUCUAACAGUAAGUGUUUCAUUUUUUUCAAAAGUUUUUGCCAGGUAGACCACGCAAAGUGAAUAUGAAUAAAUGAAUUUGAAACUUGUAAAUCGAGAGAUUGGCUAAUGAUGCACACAAAUUCUUUCUGCUCUUGUUUCAACUUCGUUUUCAUUUUUUAUUCACGCAGCAAUCACUUUAAACAGUCCCCUGUGUAAUUGAAAAAAUUUUAAAACUGUUGUUAGUGGUUUGAUAUGCGAAGAGGGAAUUAUAUGCCGAUAUGAUAAGUCGAAAUAUAACGUCAAAUUGUGCCAUACGCGAGGAAUUUGUGAAUCAAUUUGCAGUUUACAUAAUACGCAAUUUAUUAGAUUUUGUAUCGUAUGAUAUCUAUUGUAACAAGCUCAGUCAUCAGUCGCACGCAAACCAAAAGUGCUCGGAGAAGCCGUAAUAUUAAAUAUCUGUCGUCGCCUUCAAGCCAAAAUCAAGAGUUUUAAUUGAGCUUGAACGAAACCAAAACGAGGUAAAACAUCACUUCUUGAGAGUAUUGAACACACGUAAUAUUUUUGUACUUUUGGAUGAGUCAAUGGCGAACAGAGAAGCAGCUCUUCUCGCCACCUCAGCUGCUACAUACUAUUGUAAAUCUCACGAAUAUUAAUCAACUUGCAUAAGUUGGGUGAAUUUGGAUUGUGACAAAUAGAGUAUAUUUGCUUUAAAUAAAAAAACAUACACACACACGAUUUUCGACAGGAUCGAAGAAUCUUUGCGAAGUGCGAUUUUUGUUGGAAUAAGAUUGUGAUACUUGACAACGUUUUUUUCGCCUGCACGCAGACUUAACGAGGCCGAUCAUGCUGGUCGUGAUUGAGCAGAGUCUGAAUUUUAACAAUUGACCAGAGAAUAGGUUGCGAGUUUUAAAAAGCCCUGUUAAACUGUUGUUACACCACACCAGUUUCGUUCUCUCAGAGGAAAGUGAGAAAUAUUAUGUAGAACAUUUGGAGAGAAGUGUUUUGAUAUAAUUAUCUGUAAGAGCGUUUGUUGGUUACAAAAAAAUAUUUGAAUUAAAAACUGUAAUUUCUGAGGUUGAUUACGCAUGAUAAAUAAUUAUACUAAGCAACCAAGAUUAAUUGCUGAUUCUAUCAAAUAAAGCGCAGCUGGAAAAGCUGUUUAAUAACAAAACAGCUGAACAAGCUUGUUAUUAUUUU